UUGAAGAGCACUUGCAUGAACGUUUAGUUUACCAACAGUCGGUCGUGUUGUUUCAUUAAUCUAUAUAUAUGCAACCUCUGUUAAAAUAAGGAAGUUGAAAAUAAGUUGCCUAUUUUUUAACAUGGCUGUUAUUCUUGAGACCUCAGUAGGGGACCUAACAAUUGAUCUAUAUACUGAAGAAAGACCUAGAAGUUGCUUAAAUUUCUUGAAGUUAUGCAAGAUAAAAUACUACAACUUUUCCUUAUUCCAUUCAAUUCAGAGAAAUUUAGUUGCACAGACUGGAGACCCCACUGGGAGUGGGAGGGGAGGGGCUGCCAUCUUUGAGAAACUCUAUGGAGAACAAGCCAGGUUUUUUGAAAGAGAAGUAAAGCCCAUACUCAAGCACAAAAAGAUGGGCACAGUUUCAAUGGUUAAUAAUGGCAAUGACAUGCAUGGAUCUCAGUUUUUCAUAACAACUGGAGAUAAUUUAGACUAUUUGGAUGGCGUGCAUACAGUGUUUGGUGAGGUGUCAGAGGGUUUUGAUACCCUCAGUAAGAUAAAUGAGGCUCACUGUGAUCAAGAGAACCGUCCAUUCCAAGAUAUAAGGAUACUGCACACAAUAAUCCUAGAUGAUCCUUAUCCUGACCCACCAGGGUUGGAAAUUCCAGAAAGAUCUCCUGAACCAAGCAGAGAAAUGUUGGAUAGUGGUCGCAUAGGGUUUGAUGAAGAAAUAGAUGACACCAAAGGGAAAUCAAUGGCAGAGAUUGAAGAAAUGAUGAAAGAGAGAGAAGCUAAAGCAAAUGCACAGAUCCUAGAAAUGGUUGGAGAUCUUCCAGAUGUAGAUGUUAAGCCAGAAGAUAAUGUGUUAUUUGUUUGUAAACUCAACCCUGUAACAACUGGAGAGGACUUGGAAAUUAUUUUUUCAAGAUUUGGAAACAUAUUAAGUUGUGAAGUCAUCAAAGAUCAGAAGACAGGUAAUUCCUUGCAAUAUGCAUUUAUUGAAUUUGAAAAGGCUAGCGAGUGUGAGAAUGCAUAUUUUAAGAUGGACAAUGUAUUGAUUGAUGAUCGAAGGAUACAUGUUGACUUCAGCCAGUCUGUAGCUAAGAUUAAGUGGAGAGGAAAAGGAAAAGGAGUUGAACAUGUUAAUGAAACCCGUCAAAAAAGUCCACCAACAUACGUGUUGAAAACCCAAGAAAGAAAAGACAACAGGUAUGAUUUUGUAUAUUCUGAUGAAGAAGUUGAAGACUCGAAGAAAAAUAAGAAGCACAAAAAGGACAAAGAUCGCAGGUCUAGAUCCAGGGAGAGAGAUAGAAAACAAGGAAAGAAAAGUGAAAGAAAAAGGUCAUCAAGCCCCUCAUUUAGAAAAGACAGGCAAAGAGAUCAUAGAAGGCAAAAGGAUAGAGAAUGGGACAGAGAUACAAGAGAAAGAGACAGGGAUGAUGACAGAGAAAGAAGAGAAAAAGACAAAGAUCGGGACAGGGAUAGAAGAGAUCGAUACAGAAAUGAGGACAGAGACAGAAGAGACAGAGAGAGUGAAAAACGUAGGGACAAAACAUACAAAAAGAAAGACAAAAGCAGAGCAAAGUAUAGUGAAAGUUCAGAUGAGGAUUUUAAAGAAAGAGACAAGUUUAAACGCAGAGACAGGUCUCGGAGCAGGUAGCUGAUCAAUUAAAGAAGAAAAAGCAUUCAAAUAAAAUCAAGUUGCAUAUUCACAUGCACUCUUAUCAGAUAUAUGCAUAAUUUGUGUGCAUUUUUAAACUUUGAUAAUUGUUUUCAGUGUAUCUCAAUACUUUAAAGCUAGAAAUAAAUCUUUAAAACAUUUUUAUAAAAUUUUAUUACAAAGUACCUAGACCAGCUAGUGUAGUUUCAAUAGUUACAUAAACAGCAGAGAAAUGUUUUUAAAAAUUGCUAUGUAUGCAUUAAUCAAUACAAUUUCACAAACUUCCAUUGACAUUUUGAUUAACAAUACCUCAAAAUUUUAAGAUAUUUAAUGCACCUUACUGUUUGACUUUCAAAGUGAAAUAUUGUUAGAACAUUCCAUUACCCUCUUAAUCAAAUUUAUUAUUAUCAGUCACGUUUCCGGCUGUGCCCAUGUUGUGCAUACAUUAACAUAACUUUGAAUAUAUGAUGGUAUAAUAAGCUAAAUUCAAACCCUGUCUACCCUGGCUAUGAACUCGAGGGCCAUUAGUCUUUAUUUGGAAUGGAGACUCACAUAUUCUGACAAAUUAUUUUAAUGCAUCAAUAAAGGCACAGCUGAGCCUUCUCUCAUCUGGUUCCUGAGCUGUAUUCUCAAAUCGCUAUUCUCAAUGGAAUGCCACUUGUAGUCUUUUCGAGUCAUGGGUUCUGCUUUCAUUUGAUAUAACACUGUUAGACAUAUACCAUCAUUUACUGCUUCCAAAUCACCUGAAUGUUCAACUGACAAUACACCACAAACUUUAAUGUCUGGUGUAUUUUGUCCGGAGUUUAGAGCAACCUGUGAAAGAAGACAUAACUCUCAUUUUCUUUCCAGACUUUUUGAUUGCAUGGUUGAAAC
This is a messenger RNA of Lingula anatina, 2512 nucleotides long. Its product is annotated as peptidyl-prolyl cis-trans isomerase-like 4. Gene Ontology annotation, molecular function: RNA binding; peptidyl-prolyl cis-trans isomerase activity. The record is from RefSeq and is a predicted model, not a curated record. Lineage: Eukaryota; Metazoa; Brachiopoda; Lingulata; Lingulida; Lingulidae. Gene Ontology annotation, cellular component: nucleus. Gene Ontology annotation, biological process: protein peptidyl-prolyl isomerization.